UUUGCCUUAAACGAAAGAGUGAAAUUUAGCGGAAAUUGAGGCAGGUCCGAGGCUUCAUCAAAACCCGCCUCCUUUCAGCUCCAAUAGUUCCACAACCCAUCGCUGACGUCUACUCUCCUCUGCCCUGCGUUCACCAUCACUCUACUCCGACGUCACUUCCGUUAGGGAUUCAUGGCGUGCAUUUGUCCCAUUGAUUUACAGUUCGCUCCUGAAAUUUCUGCUCUUCUCCAGUCACCUCCUUCUCACGAAACCCAGGAAUAUUUUGAUAAUCUUAUAGCAGAAAGGCCAUGUCAUGGAGUCAAAGUUAAACUCGACGGCGAACUUGGAAAGGGAGUAUAUGCUGAUGCUGAAUUCAAAGACGGAGAACUUGUGCUAAAAGACCAAAUUCUAGUGGGUUCACAACACUCUACAAACAAGAUGGAUUGCUUUGUAUGUGGCUCUUGUUUCCGUUUCAUAGGAUCAAUUGAACUUCAAAUAGGGAGAAAGCUCUAUUUCAAAGGACUCGGUGCUUCCUCGAGCAAUCACUGCCCUAGUGACUCAUCUGAUGAGGAAGAUAACUCUUGUGCAAUAGAAGAUGCUAAUCUUGGAGAAUGUUCUGCUUCAGUCUCAAAGGGCGGAAUUGCACUUUCUCAGGAAUUUAUUGAGUCACUAAUGGGUGGUCAACUUUUAUUACCUUACUCUGAAAAGUUUUCCUUGCCAUCGCCAUGUCCCUGCCCUGGAGGAUGUGGAGAAGAGUUUUACUGCAGCAAAUCUUGUGCAGAUAUUGACUGGGAAACCUGUCAUUCCUUACUUUGUAGCAGUGAGAAGUCAAAGCCAUCAUGCCGGAGGGCACUAUCCAAGUUUGUAGAACAUGCAAAUGAUACAAAUGACAUCUUUAUUCUUGCGGCCAAGGUCAUUGCUAUGACCAGUCUGAGAUACAAGAGUUUGAAGGAAGCCCAUCUCAAAGAAGUAGGCAGUAUAGCACCAAGAGAUGCAACUGUUAAUUUAUCAUUACUUCUUGAAGCAUGGAAGCCAGUCUCUUUGGGGUACAAGAAAAGGUGGUGGGAUUGUAUUGCAUUGCCUGAAGAUGUUGAAAAUUGCAAUGAAGCUGUGUUUAGAUUGCAGUUGAAAGAGCUGGCGUUUGAGUCACUGCAGCUCUUGAAGGAAGCCAUAUUUGAUGAAGAGUGCGCACCUUUAUUUUCCCUGGAGAUUUAUGGUCACAUCGUUGGCAUGUUUGAGUUAAAUAAUCUUGAUUUGGUCGUGGCCUCUCCAGUUGAAGAUUAUUUCCUUUAUGUAGAUGAUCUUCCAGGAUCCCCAAAGAAGGCAGCUGAAGCUGUCACUCGGCCAAUACUGGACGCACUCGAUGAUGGUUAUUCGAUUUGUUGUGAAGGAACUGCUUUCUUUCCUCUGCAGAGCUGUAUGAACCAUUCCUGCUGUCCAAAUGCAAAGGCGUUCAAGAGAGAUAAUGAUAGGGAUGGCCAGGCGACGAUAAUUGCUCUACGUCCCAUUCAAAUAGGAGAGGAGGUAACCAUUUCAUAUAUUGAUGAGGACUUACCCUAUGAAGAGAGGCAGAAAUUACUUGCUGAUUAUGGCUUCAGAUGCAAAUGCCGCAAGUGCUUAGAGGAAAAGGCCAACUGAAAUUAUAAUAAGUACCUUUUACAUUUUUGUUAGGUCCAGAAAAGUUCUCUUUAUAGCAAGAUUUUGAUUGAGUUUCAAAAUAAAAGUUUUGUAGUUAAGCGUCAUUAGGGUUUUCAUUUCUUUGUUAGAUAAAGUACACUGCAUAGACAGUUGUAUUUCAUAGAGAUUUCAAGUAUAGAAGGUGGAUGUUGGACAGAUUGUUAUGGCUUAUACCUCUGAGUAUUUUAGGCUUCUAUUGGGCGAGGAUUUAAUUUAUAUUAUCAUGAUUUUCUAAAGAAAUAUUACUUUCAUUGA
Molecule: messenger RNA, 1911 nt
Organism: Spinacia oleracea (spinach)
Lineage: Eukaryota; Viridiplantae; Streptophyta; Magnoliopsida; Caryophyllales; Amaranthaceae
Product: histone-lysine N-methyltransferase ATXR2
Exons: 15
Coding region: 172-1617 (481 amino acids)
Molecular function (GO): methyltransferase activity; protein binding
Source: RefSeq, a predicted model, not a curated record